AGCGACAUAAAACUAAAAUAAAUGUCUAAAUAUACUAAUAAUGCUAAAGGAUAUUGUUGCCGAACGAUCAACGGAUUCUUCUACAUCUGAUCAUAAAUGUGGUGGAUGCGGUUCAUUAAUUAAAGACCGCUUUUAUUUAUCAAUUGGUGAUAGCGCUUGGCAUGGAACUUGUCUUCGAUGUUGCCGUUGCUCACAGCCACUAGACGAAGAGAUAACAUGCUUUUGCAAAGAGGGAAACAUUUACUGUAAGGAUGAUUAUUACAGACUAUUUUCUCGACGUUGCGGACGUUGCGGCGCUGGACUAUGUUCAUCGGAAUUGGUGAUGCGAGCUCGAGAACUGGUAUUUCAUAUUAGUUGUUUCUCAUGCAUUUUGUGCGGUGCUCAAUUAAGUACCGGUGAUACAGCUGCUAUUCGAGGUGGUCGUGUGUUUUGCGGUGAACAUUACGACACUGAUAUCUUGAGUGAAUCGAAUUCGGUUCAAACAUUUUUUCCGACCAGUCCACAAAAAGGACGACCGAGAAAACGCAAACCGACUAGUCAAAGCGAUCCGAUUGACAACAGACCGACGUUGCGAAUAGACAUUCAGCAUACCGAUCUACCAUUGUCAUCAUUGGAUUUAUCAUACGAUGGAAGUCAGUCGCCUGGUUCCAGCAAUCUCUCAUCUCAGUCAAGAUCUAAACGCAUGCGAACAUCGUUUAAACAUCAUCAAUUACGCACAAUGAAAUCUUAUUUCGCUAUCAAUCAAAAUCCAGACGCCAAAGACUUAAAGCAACUGGCCCAAAAGACCGGAUUAUCGAAAAGAGUCUUGCAGGUAUGGUUUCAGAAUGCACGCGCGAAAUGGCGACGAAAUGUUAUGAGACAGGAUGGAACAACGGGAAACUCUCAAAUAACCGGCAAUUUAACGCCAAUCACAUCGGGUGGACCACCCAGCGUUCAGUCGUCCACCAGCAGUACCAUAGAAUCGGGAAUGACACCAUCGCAUGCAUUGGAAGAAAUGCAUCAUAUGACUUUUGCGGAAAUGUAUUGAGCCGAUUCAAUUGUAAUGCGUCUCCCGGUGAACAUCGACAUUCCAUAAUUUUCAAUUUCAUUUUAGAUGAAAUUCACUGUGUGUAAAUAUAUUCAUUAAGCGUCUCACACCUAACGAUUACAUCGUAUCAUGUUUGUAAACGAAAAAUAAGAACAAUGUAAUAUAGACUUUCCCAGAUUGAUCAUGUGAAUAAAAUUAUAUUUAUUGAA
Messenger RNA from Bradysia coprophila, 1236 nucleotides. RefSeq names its product protein apterous-like. The record is from RefSeq and is a predicted model, not a curated record. NCBI's taxonomy places the organism in Eukaryota, Metazoa, Arthropoda, Insecta, Diptera, Sciaridae. Gene Ontology annotation, biological process: regulation of transcription by RNA polymerase II; neuron differentiation. Gene Ontology annotation, molecular function: DNA-binding transcription factor activity, RNA polymerase II-specific; RNA polymerase II transcription regulatory region sequence-specific DNA binding. Gene Ontology annotation, cellular component: nucleus.